AUGAAGUUUUUUGAAAACAAUUUCACCUAUGACUACUCCUUCCCUGCGGUCUCUAUGGCCUAUUUCCUCCGAUACCCUAACCCCUAUUCACGCCAUGUCCUCACCUCUGAUGUCGUCGAUCGUUACAUUGACCCUGAGACCCAACGCCUUCACACCACCCGACUCCAUCUCAAGAAAUCCAAAAUUCCAUCCGGUAUCCUGAAGCUUCUGCCAAAGGGAAUGGGUGGCUCCGACAAUUCUGGUCAAAGCUACAUCCUGGAGACUACCGUUGUCGACCCAAAUGAGGGCUGGAUGGAGACAGAGUCUCGAAACAUGGAGUGGACGGGGAUUCUCAGCGUGGUAGAAAAGCAACGAUACCAGCGAUUGCUGCCUGCCAUGGACCAAGUUCUCAUCGAUGGCGCUUCACUCGAGCAGAAAGCCGAACAGACUGCCGUCAAAACCACUGUCACCUUCCGCUCUCGCCUGGGCCAAGGCAAAUUGCUCAGCAGGAAGAAAGCUGGUGCCGACAAUGCGGACCCGGAAGAGGAAGCCCCUAAGAGAGGCUUUUUCGCUUCGUUGUCGACAGCCGGUAUCCAGCGAACAAUUGAGCUGGUCGGCUUGAGUCGCACCCGUGAAGCGGUCAUGAAGAGUAAGGAGGGGAUGAACAUAGUCCUUGAACGAUUGCGAAGCGGUGGUAUUGUCGGUGUCCUAGAAGGCAUGCGACGAGACCGCGAAGCUCUGGGACCUGAGGGCCCCUGGAAACGUGUCUGGCUCCAGGGCAAUGGCGGAAACAACGCCGCUAUCAAGGAUGACGACGAGUAG
Penicillium chermesinum is the source of this 801-nucleotide messenger RNA. Its product is annotated as MSF1 domain protein. Lineage: Eukaryota; Fungi; Ascomycota; Eurotiomycetes; Eurotiales; Aspergillaceae. The record is from RefSeq and is a predicted model, not a curated record. The transcript has a single exon. Gene Ontology annotation, biological process: phospholipid transport. The coding region runs from base 1 to 801 and encodes 266 amino acids. Gene Ontology annotation, molecular function: phosphatidic acid transfer activity. Gene Ontology annotation, cellular component: mitochondrial intermembrane space.